Harpia harpyja (harpy eagle) is the source of this 3722-nucleotide messenger RNA. It is a transcript of the gene NAPB, whose product is annotated as NSF attachment protein beta. Bases 140 to 1030 code for a protein of 296 amino acids. NCBI's taxonomy places the organism in Eukaryota, Metazoa, Chordata, Aves, Accipitriformes, Accipitridae. The transcript has 11 exons. Gene Ontology annotation, molecular function: syntaxin binding; soluble NSF attachment protein activity. Gene Ontology annotation, biological process: SNARE complex disassembly; synaptic transmission, glutamatergic; intracellular protein transport. Gene Ontology annotation, cellular component: terminal bouton; synaptobrevin 2-SNAP-25-syntaxin-1a complex; vacuolar membrane. The record is from RefSeq and is a predicted model, not a curated record.
GCACCCUGCAACGCCGCGCCGUGAUGCACACGCCCCGCCUCCGUGCACGCGCCCGCCGCCGCCCUCCCCCCUCGUGCACGCGCCCGCCGGUGCAGGAGGAGGAGGAGGAGGAGGCCGAAGCCGAAGGAGGCCCGCCGCGAUGGACAGCACGGGCAAGGAGCGGGAGGCCGUGCAGCUGAUGGCGGAGGCCGAGAAGCGGGUGAAGGGCUCCCACUCCUUCCUGCGGGGGCUCUUCGGGGGCAACACCAGGGUGGAGGAAGCCUGUGAAAUGUACACCAGGGCUGCCAACAUGUUCAAGAUCGCCAAAAACUGGAGCGCUGCAGGAAAUGCGUUUUGUCAGGCGGCCAAGCUGCACAUGCAGUUGCAGAGCAAACACGACUCGGCCACCAGCUUUGUGGAUGCUGGGAACGCCUACAAAAAAGCAGACCCACAAGAGGCCAUCAACUGCUUAAAUGCAGCUAUCGAUAUCUACACUGACAUGGGGCGAUUCACUAUUGCUGCCAAGCACCACAUCACCAUUGCGGAGAUCUACGAGGCUGAGCUGGUAGACAUUGAAAAGGCGAUUGCACACUACGAGCAGGCUGCGGACUAUUACAAAGGAGAGGAGUCUAACAGCUCAGCCAACAAGUGUCUGCUGAAGGUGGCUGCCUACGCCGCGCAGCUGGAGCAGUACCAGAAAGCGAUAGAAAUCUAUGAGCAGGUUGGAACAAACACGAUGGAUAAUCCUUUGCUCAAGUAUAGUGCGAAAGAGUAUUUCUUCAAAGCCGCUCUGUGCCACUUCAUCGUGGAUGAGCUGAACGCGAAGCUUGCACUUGAGAAAUACGAAGAAAUGUUCCCAGCGUUCACAGAUUCACGGGAGUGCAAGCUAUUGAAAAAACUGCUGGAAGCCCACGAGGAGCAGAACUGCGAGGCGUACACCGAGGCAGUUAAAGAAUUCGAUUCAAUAUCGCGGUUGGAUCAGUGGCUUACAACCAUGUUGCUUCGCAUCAAAAAGUCAAUCCAAGGAGAAGGGGAUGGGGACCUGAAGUGAAUUGUGCGGUAUUUGUGGCAUGCAGCCUAAGUAAUCUGUUCUUGUGUUAUAGCCAAGGACCACUAUGGGAUACAUGAUAAAAUAUCUAGCUUUAUUUUGUUGCUUACAAAUCCAAUGAUUUGUGUGUUUCGUUAGUAUCCUGCUCUUUGUCGUGACAACAUGGGUAGAUGAGAAGCGAUGCUCUGGGUAUCACUGGCAGAUCUCUCUGAGGCAAAAGAAGUACUUCUGGCAGAAAUCCUUUCUUGGUUUUGUUAGCUGAUGAACCCAAAGUCUGCACUUGCAACUACUGCUUUUUCCUGCUGUUCUGUCUUAAGGCUCAAUACUAUCGAUUACAGCAUGUAAAUAUUUUGUCUGUGCUAGUACAGUACAAAUAAUUGCUUCUGAGCUGUUGCUGUAUUGUUACUGUUUUCUGUUUCUAAAUGGACCUCUGUCAGAUAGACUUGGAUCUUGUUUUUUUUUUUUUUUAAAAUGAUUGAGCUUUUUUAAUGGUGCUAGUGAAAGGCUUUGUGACUUACAUACAGUAUGCGUGUGUAUACAUCCUAUACAGAUACAUGUGUGCACCUAUAAAUACAGAAUAGGUAAUGACCUUGUGCUGAAAGCAUUACACGCUAGGGGACAGGACUGCUGAGAUCGGUGUUAGCCCUCCGGACAGUUGUUGCGAGUAGACCUAGUUAAUGGUGUAUUUUGUAUUUCAGAUCUAAAUAUAAAAUGUAAGGUUCCUCUAUAUUUUCUUGGAUCUAUUUUUCCACUUCCUUUAUUUUGUGGUGCGUCCCAUCCCUCCUACCCCGAGAUGACUUGACCCGAGUAAUAAUCUAUUUUUCUAACUUUUCAUUUACACGAACUCCUGCUGCCGUCUCUACUACAGGUCUUUUGUGUGUGCCAGGCAAUACCCGUUAGUUUCUGACCUCUGCUGUUGGCGAAGCUGCCUCGUUCUCGUGACGUGCAAAGGUGUUGACUGAGACUUGCUGUUAUACAGAAACUUUAAGUCAUCUGGGUGAGAUGAAUCGAGCUUGCUUUGAAAAGGUGUAGAUGCGUUUAAAAAUUCCUGCAGUAAUUUUAGAAAGGUGUUUUAAAAUGUCUGCAAGCAAGGCUCUUCUGUGCAAUGCUUUGUUUAAUGAGCGAUGAUUAAGCUACCUAUUAUUUUGUGUAUAUAUUAAGAGGGACUUGGGAGCCUAUGCAAUUUGUUGGGAGAAGGGGAGUUGUCACUCAGUAUUUCUCUGCAAUGAAGAGAUUUUUCAGCUGUGCUACUGACAUAUAAAGAAUGAAAAAGUAAUUAAUUAACUGCUUUAUUUGGCACAACUGCUGUUUAAGUGGGCCCUCCUCCAUGGCCAGAGCAGGAGUAUCACAGUAGUGCCCAGCACGGACUCUGCCCGUUGUUUGUGAUGAAGCAAUACUCUCUGGCAACCAAAAUGCUGGCUUUUGCACUUCUCUUCAGUUUGUUUUUAAUCUAGAUAUUUGAGUAGAACACAGUCUGGCUUAUUGGUCUAAAGGGUUUAGUUCUAUUGAAGUGGUACUUUACCACUGGCUUAUGGAAAAGAAAACGCUCCUGGUACAUGCCAAAUUAUUUUUUUGUGUUCCUGACUGAUCUCACUGGUCACUUAUUUUCCAUAGACUAUUCUGUGCAUCCUAACUUGACAGGAAAGACCCAUGAGCUGUGCAAAACUGGCAAGGUGAGUGCAUUGAAAAAGCCUGGACGAUGCUCCUUCUUCUAAGCAACUUCACUUUCUUCAUUUCUCAGAUGUGUUUUUAAGGCUACUGCUCGUGAUCGACCUCUGUCCGCAACAAAACCAUCACUUUAACUUAGACCACCAUGCGUUGUGUCUGUCCUUACCACAAACUUGGCAAAGAAAUACUUUCAGUUCCAUUUAGCCUGGGGUUGGGGUCUGGGUCCUCCUGAGAUGCUCAGAGAUGGGCGCACACCUCAGCUCAUCAGAAAGGAGGAAUGACUGACGUUUUCUAAGGGUGUCCCGUUCCUGUAGCAGAGUUCUUUGCACGCUUGUGCCACCUCCACAGGGCAGAGAAAACACUGGGCUUAGGACGCAGCUGGCAUGGUACGUAGGUAAUCUUACUGCAAAAAGAUGGAUUAGCUGCAGAUUUGAUCUCGUCUUGGACAAGAGGGCCUAAAGAUGUAACUGCUGCUGAACUCACCUGUGGUAAAAGGAUGGGGUUGGAACCCUUUUUGUUUAAUUUACCUGUUUUCUUAGCGAGCAAAGACCCAUUGUAUUGACGGGUUUGUCUUGACUUGUAUCCAACACCUUUGGAGCCUUGGUGAGGGGAAGCGCAGGCUGGGCGGUUUACUUUUCCUAGCGUCACACAGAACUGAGGCGAGUGUUUUAUGCCUUUUUUUGUUCACUUUUCCAGUUGUCAGUAUUAGGCACAGUUGUGAUAAGAUGUGUAUGGAGCUGGUGGACCAGAAGACCGUACCUGUGGGGUUGUGUGGUCUGUUGCUGUGCUCUGGAGUAAUCUCAUUAAAAUACAAAUGUUAGUUCUGUAUAAGUAGGCUACACAGCAUGUCCUCCGGUGUAUCAGUGGUAAAUUGUGACAGUUUUAAAAUGAUGAUCUGCCACUCUGCUGUAUUUUCCCUCCAGUACACAAUUCUGUACUAUGAAAACUUAUUAAUGAAAUGGCCUUAGCAAGAAUAUAAUGUUUUGUGUGAAUCUGUACAUUAAUAAAGUGAAAACCAUGAAUGUAA